Molecule: messenger RNA, 1590 nt
Organism: Olea europaea var. sylvestris
Lineage: Eukaryota; Viridiplantae; Streptophyta; Magnoliopsida; Lamiales; Oleaceae
Exons: 4
Coding region: 1-1590 (529 amino acids)
Source: RefSeq, a predicted model, not a curated record
AUGGAGUCCACCUUGGGUAGGGAGCUGGUGACAGUAGCUUCGCUAGAUUGUGGGGUCAGUCACAGCGGGGAUUCUGAGGUUGAUAGAUAUGCCAUGACCGAGGACCCAGUAGAUUAUACCGAAGAGUGGGAGGCGUCUAGGGUGCCUUCAAGUAUGACGUGGAAGAGGUUGGGGGAGAUCAGGGAGAGAUACAGUGUCCCCCACAUCAUAGAAAUGUUAGUUCCCGAGCCAAACGAGCGAGCUUGCUAUCCGAGGCCCGGUUGUGUGGUAGUCAGUGAAUACCUGUUUAAGGCAGAUUAUAGUACGAGGAGGGAGUACCCAGCUCCGGACAUGGCUACAAUUCUGAAGGCCAACACGACUGUGAAGGCGAGGCCCCUGAAGCUGGGGUUCAGUGGGGCCAAGGAGAUCCGAGGCAGGGUGGAACACCUUUCCAAGGAUAGCACACCAAAGGCUUCCGAAGAGGGGGCUCCCCAGAGGCAGGAGAAGCCAAAACAGCCUCGGGGGAAAGAGAAAGUCCCUGAGGAGGCGAAGAGGAGGAAGCUGGUGCACGUCACCAGCUCGUCAGGGAAAUUUGGGACAUCAGUGUCCCACGAGGCUAAAUCAACAGGCGAGCCGAAGCUGCUCGCAUCCACCUCCAAAGCCAUCAAAAUAGAGAUGGUAAGAGAGGUCGAGGCUGAGGAGGCCAGAGAGGAGGCUGCGAGGAGAGCUGCUGAGGAGGAGGCAGCAAAACAAAAGCUUGUUCGGGAAAAGGGGAAGUCUCCAAGCUUCCUAGCUGGAAGGGAGGAGACCUUGGCCCUAGCCUUGGUGGAGGCUCUUCCCCAGGAGGUCCGGAGCGCCGCAGAGAACUUUUACCAGUUUUGGACGGACAGGUGGCAGCUGCAUGCCUCCUCCUGCGAUGGUACCGACCUGACGAGGGCUUUGGUGAGCCAAAGCGUCAGAACCUUUGGCCUCGCUCUUGAAUGCAGAGAGGCCCCGAGUGAUUUUCAGACAAGGAUCCAGUCUUUGAAGGAAAAGAGAGCCUCCCUUGCAGAGGAGUUGAAGGCAGCUAGGGCUGAGGCGGAAGAAGCUAGGGCCCAAAAACUUGAAGAAUUGGCCAAGCUAGAGUCUGCCUUGGCCCAGAUCGAGGCCUUGAAGAAGGAAGUCCAUGAGUUACAGUGCGAGGUGGCAUCCCUGACAAAGAAGGUGGAGGCAAAUCUUUCCUUGGCGAGUGCCCAAGAGGCUUACCAGUUCUUGGAAACCCAAAUCAAGUGGUAUGUGGAUGAUGCCUCCCACGCAAGAGAGGAAGCUCAACAGGUGAGGGAGGAAGUGGUGCGGGAGUACGUUGCCAACUUCCAUAAUACGGAGGAGUACAAGAGCUUCAGUGCUUACUGGAGAAACUUUGCCUACGCUGAGAUGAUGGAGCGGGCAGGGGAACUGUAUCCCAAUUUGGAUCUAACUCAACUCAGGUCUGAAUUCGUGGACGAGGUACCUCAGACCCCUACUGAGGAGGUGCAGGGUGAUGAAGCAGCUGAGGUAGAGGAGAUAAAUGCGGAUGCUCAAGCUGCCAAAGCCCCAAGUACUGAGGCACCUCCCCCAUCUACCCAAGCUUAG